AUGUUCUCGCGACAGGUUCUCCGCGCCGCCCGAGUCGCCGCUCCUCAGCGAGCCCUCGCCCUCCGAGCCGCCCCCGUCCGAUCCUUCGCUGCCGCUGCCACGACCGAAGUCAAGCCCCCGAUUUCCGUCUUCGGCGUUGAUGGCACAUAUGCUACUGCUCUGUACACUGCUGCCGUCAAGACCUCGAGCAUCGACGCCGCUGCCGAUGCCCUGAACAGACUCGGCGCUCUCAUCGAGAAGGACCCCAAGCUCGCCACCGUCCUGUCCGCCCCGACCCUCACCCCGGCCGACAAGAAGGCCAUCGUCCAGGAGCUCGAGAAGCAGAUCAACGCCAAGGACGAGACCGUCAAGAACUUCCUCGCCACCCUCGCCGAGAACAACCGACUUGGACUUAUCCCCGGUGUUGUUGAGAAGUUCUCUUCCAUCAUCUCUGCCGCCCGCGGUGAGGUUGAGCUCACUGUUACCAGCGCUCAGGCUCUCGACAAGCGAACCCUCAACCGAUUGGAGACUGCCGUCUCCAAGUCUGCCUACGUCAGCCAGGGCCAGAAGCUCAAGGUCACCAACGAGGUUAACCCCGAGAUUGUUGGUGGACUCGUCGUUGAGAUCGGUGACCGAACCAUCGACCUCAGCGUGUCUUCCCGCAUCGCCAAGAUGAACAAGCUCCUCACGGACACUCUGUAA
Fusarium proliferatum ET1 is the source of this 681-nucleotide messenger RNA. RefSeq names its product putative oligomycin sensitivity conferring protein (ATP5). The transcript is spliced from 4 exons. Bases 1 to 681 code for a protein of 226 amino acids. Gene Ontology annotation, molecular function: proton-transporting ATP synthase activity, rotational mechanism. NCBI's taxonomy places the organism in Eukaryota, Fungi, Ascomycota, Sordariomycetes, Hypocreales, Nectriaceae. Gene Ontology annotation, cellular component: membrane. The record is from RefSeq and is a predicted model, not a curated record. Gene Ontology annotation, biological process: proton motive force-driven mitochondrial ATP synthesis.